Zophobas morio is the source of this 1165-nucleotide messenger RNA. Its product is annotated as chromobox protein homolog 5-like. Gene Ontology annotation, cellular component: pericentric heterochromatin. The transcript has 4 exons. Gene Ontology annotation, molecular function: chromatin binding. The record is from RefSeq and is a predicted model, not a curated record. Lineage: Eukaryota; Metazoa; Arthropoda; Insecta; Coleoptera; Tenebrionidae. The coding region runs from base 103 to 855 and encodes 250 amino acids. Gene Ontology annotation, biological process: negative regulation of transcription by RNA polymerase II; chromatin organization.
AACGCGGUUGGCAUCAUUGCGUUAGUGUGUCGAUCUUCCCGUGGCGUCCUUAAAUAUAAACAACUUUUCCAAGUGCGAAUUUAAAUAAUCUCGUGUUCGAAGAUGAAGCGCAAAGGAAGGAAAAGUAAAACCGCCGACGACUCGUCGAACGGCGUGGGGGAUCGGGAGGAACAAAAUGGAGAGGCCUCCGAACGCGACGAGCAGGAGUCAGAGGAGCCCGAGGAGAAGAAGAGGAAAUCCGGGAAGCGAAAAAGCUCCUCGAAGAAGGCGGACGACAGCGUCGAGGAGGAGCCCCAGUAUGAGGUGGAGCAGGUGCUUGAUGAAAAAUACAUCAGAGGCGUGCGUCACUUCCUUAUCAGAUGGAAGGGCUACGAGCCCGAAUCGGACACCUGGGAACCGGAAUCGACCCUAAACUGCGCAGAAUUGAUCGCCGACUUCAAAACCAAACAGAAGAAAAAAGGGAAGAAUAAGACCAAGCCAGUCAAGGCUAAAAAAGGAAGAGAGCGGGAAGAUUCUUCUGACCAGGCCACAUGGGACGAGAACGAGGAUUUCGAGGUUGAACGCAUUUUGGACGUGUAUUUCAAAAGGAACGGCAACCGGGAAUUCCUGGUUUCCUGGAAGGGAUAUCCAGCGUCUCAGAAUAGUUGGGAGCCUGAAGAGAACAUGGAUUGCAAGGAUCUGAUCAAGAAAUUCAUGGAUAAGGUGGAGAAAGCGAAAGAAUCUGAUCAAAGGGAGCUGCGAGUGAAGCGAACGCACACAGACAGAUUUACGCUUCUUUCAGAUGGCCAUCGCGGACGUAGAUUAAGCAGAAGAAACCUAGGAAGGCAGAGGGUUCACUACCAUGAUGCCGAAUAAGAAACCAGUAGUACAAUACUUUCAGAGGAAUAUCAAUAUGUGUAUUUAAGAUUAUAUUUUGAACUUACAUAACCCUGAGUUAUUGAUAUUUUUACUGGUUUAACCUUGAAAAACACAGAAAAUGUCUUUUUUUUAUAUAUUAUUACUACAUAGGGUAGCUCUAUAUGGUAAAAACGUGCAAACACAUUAAAUUGAGUUAUUCAGUUAUUCAUUACUUCUACAUUUGUUUAUGAAAAUAAAAAUUAUAAAAUUUAUUAGUAUAAUGUAUUUAUGUACUCCGUGUUUGUGUAAAAUAAAUUUUUACAAAGAA